Didymodactylos carnosus is the source of this 3820-nucleotide messenger RNA. NCBI's taxonomy places the organism in Eukaryota, Metazoa, Rotifera, Eurotatoria, Philodinida, Philodinidae. The record is from the annotation of a GenBank genome assembly.
AUGAAACUGAUGAACUAUUACUCAAAGUUUAUUCCAAAUACAAAGUUGAACAUAUCACAUUUAUUACAACAGUCAACUGUUCAGGAACAUGUUCAACUUAUUCAGAAAAAUCUCCAUUUAGAACCAAUAGAAAAAUCAUGGAAAUCGUUCAAAGUUACUCAAGCUCAAGCAUCAUUAGCACAAGAACGAAUUUGGUUGGAUGAACGAAUAAGGUUUAAUGAAGGGAAUAUGUUGUCUAUAUAUAACAUAUCGAUUGCACUAAAAAUUAAAUCAAAUAGUGGUACGCUAAUAUUAAUUAGCCAAUUACGUUCAGCGCUGUUAUCAAUUAUCAACAGACAUAAGACCUUGCGUACAUCGUUAAAAUACAAUGCAGAUAGUGAAUGUUUAGAACAACGCAUAAAGCCAAUGUUCAGUGACAGUGACACUGAACAUCUUUAUUCGUUCCAAAUAAGUUCAAUAAAUUCAACAACAAAUGAGCUAGAAGAAAUAUUAAAAGAUGAAGUACAUCGACAAUGGUUUAAUUUGGAGCAAGGUAUUGUCAUGAGAUGCCACAUUGUUAAAACAACAGCAAUGACAAAUGAGAAUGUAUUAGAAAAUGGAGAUCUUAUUUUGUUUAAUUUUCACCAUUGUGCAUUUGACGGAUAUUCUAGAGACAUAUUUUUCAACGAUUUACAAAUUACUUUGAAAAAUCCACAAGAUUCAAUGAACGAUGACUGUUUUGACUACAUCGACUAUGCAAUAAAUGAAAGACAAAUGUUGUUAGAUGAAAACGAAGAUGGUGCACGAGAAUAUUGGAAGAUUUUCUUGGAUGGUUAUCCGAUCGAUAAACAAUUACAACUAUCCUAUGAUCAUCCAGAUAAACUAUUAGAAAUACGAAACGGUCACGGUUCUUCAGUAAAAUUUGAAAUUAAUCACCAGAUAACUGAAGCAAUGUUGAACUAUGCAAAACAGUUCAACAUAACCAUGUUUGAGUUGUCGAUAACAUGUUUUUAUACAUUUUUGUACAAGUUAACAAAUGAAGAAGAUCUUUGUAUUGGUUCAUUUAAUGCAAACCGUUAUCGUCCUGAAUUUGAGAAUACAAUUGGAAUGUUUGUAAACACCAUACCCUAUCGUUUCAAAAUUGAUCACCCAAAUGUAUCAUUUCACGAUUUACACACAAACAUACAUCAGAUAUGUUUAACAAUUUUACGUUAUUCGCAUUUACCGCUGCAGGAAAUACUGAAACUACAUCGUAACAAUAAAAUUGAACAACGACAGUAUCAACACUCAUCUUCAUUUUUUAAUAUUGUGUUCGCUUAUGAGAAUGUUAAUAGUAGUGAUUUAUGUUUAAAAGGUGCUAUUUGUGAACCACUUGAUAAUGCCUUUAAUGUAGCAAAAUUUGAUAUGUUAGUACGUAUGACCAAGCGCAAAAAUAGCUUAUCAUGCAUAUUUGAAUAUCCAUGUGAUCUAUUUGAACAGUCAACUAUUGAUCAAAUGUGUAACCGUUUUCAUAUUCUAUUACAACAAUUAUUUUUACCAUCAUUUAAUCUUAAAAACCAACCUAUAUACAAAUUAUCAUUACUAUUACCAGAAGAGAUUAAGCUAUUACAAGAUAUUAGUCAGACAUCUGUUGAUUUUGGUAGAGGAGACAUACGAUGUAUACAUCAUGAAUUUGUUUAUCAGGCUAUUGAACAUCCGCAAAAAAUAGCAAUUGCUCUUGAUGGCCAAUCAUUGACGUAUGGUGAAACAUUGUUUUAUGUGCAACAGAUAGCUAUAUAUUUAAUUCUGGAAUUACAAGUUAAGCCCGGACAAAUUAUUUGUCAGUGUGUUGAGCGCUCUAUUGAAAUGGUCAUUGGUAUAUUGGCUAUAUUAACAACAGGUGGAAUUUAUUGUCCAUUGAAUUCAGAUGACUCUUUAAGCCGUUUACAUAUGCUGAUUAAAGAAACACAAUCAACUCUUGUUCUUUUACAUUCAAUAACACAAACGAAAUUUCACUCAGAAAAUGUGAAUUCCGUCAAAACUUUGAAUGCUGAAGUUUCGUUUUUGAAUUUAGAACAAUUAUUAAUUGAAGCAGCAACAAGGUUUUCUGAUCAAAGGUUAUCGAUACUAGCAAAUAUUGAAAGUUUAGCAGAUGAUAUUGCCUAUAUUCUUUUUACAUCUGGUAGUACAGGAAAACCAAAAGCAGCAGCUUUUAGACACAAACAUUUUAUAUCGUGUAUUUAUUCGUGUGUUGCAGUGUCUAUUAUGGAUGAUACAGAUGUUUUUUUGCAGAUUGCUCAAUGUUCAUUUGAUGUUCAUCUCAAAGAAAUACUAGGUUGUACAAUUUUAGGUGGAACAUUGAUCAUGUUACAUCCAAAUGGAAAUCUUGAAAUGGACUACUUGUCUCAGGUAUUUUCUGAUAAAAACGUAUCAUUUGUCGACAUAGUACCAUCACUGGCUACUAUAUUAUGUGAAUAUUUGGAUCAAUCAAACAAUUUUGGUAGAUUGAAAACAAUGCGAUCAUUUUGUUUUUCAGGAGAAGCAGUAAAUCCAAAAACGAUAAAUACUUUAGCUUCAUAUUUACAACCAAAAACCAAAAUUAUUAAUGUAUACGGACCAGCUGAAUGUAAUAUUUGUUCGACAUAUCAUAUUCUUAAUCGUCAAGAGUUAACCGCAUAUGGAUCAAUAAUACCAAUCGGUCGACCAAUACCGAACUAUUCCUGUUAUAUAUUGGAUAAGCAUUUCCAACCUGUUGAGGUUGGAAAGGUGGCAGAAUUAUAUAUUAGUAGGACUGGAUUGUUUGCUGGAUAUUUAAAUCGUGAUGAUUUAACUGAACAAGCCUUACUCAAUAUACCCGGCAUAGCGGGAAAAUGUUAUAAAACCGGAGAUUUAGCACGAUAUAAUCAAACUGGUGAAAUUAUAUACAUCGGCCGAAGUGAUUUUCAAAUUAAAUUAAGGGGUAGUUAUAUAUACGGUUUUUUAUUUUCUAAUAUAUUUUAUUUUCACUUUUCUAUUUUACUUGGCUAAAAGGACUGCGAACGUAGGUUUUGGUAUGUGCGUUUCUGUUUUUGUUUUGGAAACAUCAUUUUGAACAAAAAUCUACGUUUUUCAUAUCAUUUGUUUGAGCCAAACGUUUGUAUUACAAACCUGCACUACGGAUUUUAUAAGCUUGAACAGAAAUUCCCAAUAUCGUUCUUGGUGAACAACGAUUAUUUUUCGGAUGUAGUAAAGUAUUUACAUACCAAAGUUUUGAACAAGUGAAUUUUUUUCGAAUGUUUUAAGGGUCCACCUUUCCGGCAUUUCUAAAGCACGGUUUUACGCAGAGCUAUGAAAUGAAAUCACGGUUGACAGACCUUGUUGAGUUACGCACAAUUUUUAGAAUUAGGAGGAACUAUGCACGAAGUGUUCCUUCUGAGAUAGGGAGGUCACGACAAUCAAACAAUGACCAACAGGGUUACAGUCGCUAGCUAAAAAACCUUAGUUUAAAAAGUGCAUUUUUUGGCUACUUAACCGUUUUGGGAUUAGUAAAGGGUAUGUCAAAUCUACCAGAUCCUUUUUCAUUCUUCAGGGGGACACUGUCUCUCACCUCUAACCCCUUAGGGAUUUCGUAAAAGACGCUUUUUUCUCAGAAAGCACCCCGAUACAAUCCAUGCAGCCGAAAUUUUUUUACCAUAGAUCAUGCAAUUGAAUGAAUAGCCUGUUUAUUUGAUUGAAAAAUAAGGCUUCGUGUGGUCAGAAUAGUAAAAAUAGUAAAAGAUGAACAAAAAGCCAACUUUUUGGCACGGUGUCACGGUCAAAUAUUUUUAAAAUUCUCUGUUAGAAACGAAGCAUGAUUCUUCAGUUAAAAAGAUGGCUAACCAGU